AUGGGAAGGAGCAGUGGCGAAACAGUGGUCAUCGUCGGCGGCGGCAUUGCCGGCGCUCAACUCGCCAAUUCCAUUGAGCAAAUCGCCGACGUCAUCCUCAUCGACCCAAAGGAGUAUUUUGAGAUUCCGUGGGCAAAUUUGAGAUCGAGAGUGGAGCCGGCGUUUGCAGAGAGAUCGGUGAUUAACCACAAGGAGUACUUCAAGUACAGGAAGGUUAUUGUAUCGAAUGCCGUGGACGUCAUGGAGCAAGCGGUUGUGACGGCCGAAGGUCGCCGGGUGCCUUAUGACUACCUUGUCAUUGCGACCGGUCAUCCCUACUCUACGAUCAGACGCAGGAGGGACAGGCUCGAAAAGUUUCAGGAAGAUAACCAGAAGAUAAUAUGUUCUAGCUCGAUCAUGAUCGUCGGCGGCGGCAAGACUGGCGUUGAGCUCGCCGGAGAGAUUGCAGUGGACUUCCCGGACAAAAAGCUGACGCUUGUACACAGAGGGCCGAGAUUAUUGCCAUUUAUAGGACACAAAGCCAGCGCCAAGGCACUCGAGUGGCUCAAGUCGAAGAAUGUGAAGGUGCUUUUGGAGCAAUCAAUCGACGUAGAGUCAAUUUCGGAGUCUGACAGAGAGUUUCAAACGUCGGCCGGAGAAAUAGUUAGAGCUGAUUCUUAUUUUCUUUGCGUUGGGAAGCCGAUUGGCUCUGCUUGGCUUCGGGAUUCUAUACUGAAGGAGUAUUUGGACAGGAGUGGGAGGCUGAUGGUCGAUGAGAACUUCAGAGUUGGCGGCUUAAGCAACAUUUUUGCCAUUGGAGAUAUUACUGAUAUUCCAGAGCUCAAGCAAGGGUUAACAGCCCAAAGGCACGCCAUGAUUCUUGCCAAGAAUUUGAAGAUGCUUGUGAAGGGAGUCAUGGGGGGUAAGCUGGUCAGGUACAAGCCCUCACAGCCACAGGCCUGGAUUUCCUUGGGAAGGAGAGACGCAGUGGUUCAAUUCUCCUUCCUUACAGUUUCAGGUUUCGUGCCAGGUAUGUUCAGGUCGAGAGAUCUAUUCAUCGGCAGGAUGAGAAAAUCCUUGGGCUUAGAAUAA
Dendrobium catenatum is the source of this 1071-nucleotide messenger RNA. Its product is annotated as apoptosis-inducing factor homolog B-like. The coding region runs from base 1 to 1071 and encodes 356 amino acids. Gene Ontology annotation, cellular component: cytoplasm. NCBI's taxonomy places the organism in Eukaryota, Viridiplantae, Streptophyta, Magnoliopsida, Asparagales, Orchidaceae. The record is from RefSeq and is a predicted model, not a curated record. Gene Ontology annotation, molecular function: flavin adenine dinucleotide binding; electron-transferring-flavoprotein dehydrogenase activity. The transcript has 5 exons.